Didymosphaeria variabile is the source of this 1098-nucleotide messenger RNA. RefSeq lists its product as uncharacterized. The transcript is spliced from 4 exons. The record is from RefSeq and is a predicted model, not a curated record. The coding region runs from base 1 to 1098 and encodes 365 amino acids. NCBI's taxonomy places the organism in Eukaryota, Fungi, Ascomycota, Dothideomycetes, Pleosporales, Didymosphaeriaceae.
AUGUACUCCCGCCAGAACACCCAGUAUCCCGUCCCAGCACCCCAACCGCAACCUCCCCUCACGCACCAGAAGCAAGACACGCAGCCCGCGCUGCCGCCGCUGCCGCCCGUCCAGGACCAGCCCGCCAUGAAUCACCUCCCUCCGCACCAGCAGCAGCAGCCGCCGGUGCCUGUCUACCGGACCGACCAUCUGCAGCCCGUCGCCGGCACCAAGAACGGCAAGGUGUACCGGCUUGUGGUCGAGCAGCAGCCCAUCCGCGCGCGCAUGUGCGGCUUCGGAGACAAGGACCGCCGCCCCAUCACUCCACCGCCUUGUGUGCGCCUCAUCGUGUGCGAUGCGGCCACGGGCAAGGAGGUUGACGCCAACGACAUCGACAGCACCUUCUUCGUCCUGACGGUCGAUCUCUGGGAUGCCGACGGCGCCCGCGAGGUCAAUCUCGUGCGCCACAGCAGCGGCGCCCCUACUGUUAGCAUCUCGAGCAGCACUACGACCUCCUAUCCGCCGCCCAUGGAGCGCCCGCCCAUGUACAUGCCGCAGGUCAUGGCCGGCAUGCCGCAAGUCGACGCAUACGGAAGGCACAUGCCCCAGCCUGCCUAUCCCGCAGCUAACAUGCCUGCAUACAGCGGCUACCCAGCCCCCACUCAAGGAUAUCCCUAUGCUGGCACUGCCUAUGCCCCCAAUUCGAUGCCCAUGGCUCCGCUGCCCGCGCCCGCCUCCACUGUAGGCAUGUUCACCAGGAAUCUCAUCGGCAGUCUCUCGGUCAACGCUUUCAAGCUCACCGACACGGAAAACCAGCUCGGAUUCUGGUUUGUGCUUCAAGAUCUGUCAGUGCGAACAGAGGGCACUUUCAGAUUGAAAAUGAACUUUGUUGAUGUCGGCAAUGGUUCGGGAAACAACACUCUCAACACCGGUCGUGCUCCCGUUCUAGCCACCUGCUUCUCAGACCAGUUUCAAGUCUACUCGGCCAAAAAGUUCCCUGGCGUCAUAGAAAGCACGCCCCUCAGCAAGACCUUUGCAAGCCAGGGAAUCAAAAUCCCUAUCCGUAAAGAUGGACCCAAAAACCUCAGCAAUCAGGCUGAGUAUGACAACGACGACUAA